Molecule: messenger RNA, 1401 nt
Organism: Eurytemora carolleeae
Lineage: Eukaryota; Metazoa; Arthropoda; Copepoda; Calanoida; Temoridae
Product: rho guanine nucleotide exchange factor 17
Exons: 7
Coding region: 1-1401 (466 amino acids)
Biological process (GO): actin cytoskeleton organization
Molecular function (GO): guanyl-nucleotide exchange factor activity; protein binding
Source: RefSeq, a predicted model, not a curated record
AUGUUCACAAAAAAGUUCAGUCCAUACGGUCCACUAGGCGAGCAAGCAGCCAAGCUGAAUUCUCAACACAAAGAUCUGGAUGAAAUGAUCAAAAACAUUCUGACAGGGCUUAAUAAACAGGUAUCUGAAAGACACUCUGCAGAAGCUGGACAUGGAACAUCCCUGCAGCUGAGUAUACACACAGCAGAUGGUCCUGAGAAUAUCAACCUUGUAUUUGAAAGUGCUGAGGGGAAACUAGACUGGGAAAAUGAUUUUAUGAAAUGGAAAGAAAAGAUGGAGAGAGAGGCUGAAGCACCCCCGGACCUUCUCAGCCUGAUUCCUAUUCGCAAGACACGUGCCGGACUUCAGUUUACGUGUGCUUCUCCCACCCUAGGUUUAAACAGCCACGGGUUAAAGGAUGUCUGGGUGUGUAAUAGUGAUGGAUAUGUCGGACAAGUUUGUGUUCUCAGUCUCCGACCAGAACCCACAGUGAUUUGUUGCAAUGGAGUUUGCAACGCUAGAAUUCUUUCCAUUGUAUCAGUGCCCAGUGAUAAUCCAGAACCAGUUUUAGAGUGGCAUCAGCACUCUUCUCUUAGAAAAGAGUGGCCAAGUUGGUCCGCCCCAUCAACACCAGCUGCCCAGGGCUGGGUAACGCCCCCAACCUCUGGGGACUGGACGAGUAAAUCCUGGGGUGUGUGUUCAGAUGGAGGAACAGAGGAGUCUAGUCCGCAGUCUACAGGAGUAGGACCUAUUCUUGAUAUAUCCAGUGAAGAUGAUGAGGACUCUAGUAAUAGGAGUCAGAUAUUCAGACAAGAGCAGGUUCCGGCUACAAUGUGGUUGGGAACAGAGGACGGUACAAUCCACGUGUACAACUGUACAGACAAUAUCAGGAUUAAGAAGAACAAAGAGAAGUUUGUACAUAACAGUCCUGUACUGCAUAUAGAAUAUCACAACAGUAAAGUUUAUGCGGCGCUGGGCAGUGGUGAGGUGUAUAUUUACUCACGGGAUUCAAACGGACAAUGGGAUAAGAACGGGUUUGUUGUGAAGAAUGUCGGCACACCCAACUACCCUGUCACAAAGAUGUGUGUGGUGUGUGAGAGUGUGUGGUGUUCUACACACAACAAGAUCAGGAGAUUGGAUACACGUACACACAACGUAGAGGAGGUCACACAUAUCACAGGAGACAACAGUAAAAGUAUUGUAUGUAUGGAACUUCAUGGAGUUGGAUUAUGGAUAGUACAACAAAAUUCUGCUGUAGUUCAUCUCUAUAAUACUAAAUCAAGGGUAUUCCUGCUGGAGGUAAACCUAACAGCAACAGUUUCAAAAAUGUUGGCCAGCUGUGAUGAUAUUAUAAGUCGAUCGUCAACCUACUGUAACAUGUAUAAUUCUGAAAGCAACACAACACAACACCGAAGAUCUUAA